This is a messenger RNA of Ostrinia furnacalis (Asian corn borer), 634 nucleotides long. RefSeq lists its product as uncharacterized. Bases 156 to 587 code for a protein of 143 amino acids. NCBI's taxonomy places the organism in Eukaryota, Metazoa, Arthropoda, Insecta, Lepidoptera, Crambidae. The record is from RefSeq and is a predicted model, not a curated record. The transcript is spliced from 3 exons.
ACAUUUUCUUGAAACAGGUGCAACAGUGAACAUGUUAUAACGACUUGGGCUAUUAGUGGUCAGUGUAAUUAUUUAUUGUGUUACAGAACUAGUCUUUUUGAAGAUACGUUGUGGUCAAUACUAGCUGAACAGUGCUUUGGUUCUGACAAUCCACCAUGGCUAAAACCAUCCUCAUCAUGUUAGCGCUGGCCAGUGUGACGCAAGCACAAAGGCCAGGGUACGCGGGUUCGCGGCCUUUUGGCUACCCAGUGAUCGUGACCACUACGACCGCAGCGCCUCCAGCGAGCUCUACGGGCGGUUUGGGAGACAGAUUCGGCGAAGUUCCAGUCUCCACCACUACUCAGCGCUUACCCCUCGAAGCGAACGGCGACGCUAAUCUAGUGAACCAGCUGAUGAAGUUACCAGUGGACCAGCGGCCCUUCUGGCUGCUGAACUGGCAGGCCCUGGAAGAGUACAGGCGGCAGCCGCAGACCCACCAGAUCAAGGACAACAGCUUCCUGGACUUCGGGUCUGUGGGCGCGGGCCGCCUGGGCGACCGCAGUGGCGCUGAUGACGAUUUCUUUAGACGCAUGUACUUUAGCAAAUAGGUUAAUUAAAUAUUAGUCUUUAAGUCAAUUAAAAGUAUUAAAACAGA